AUGUUAAAACCCGACACCGAUCCAGAGGAGGGCAUCUUCUCCGGCGCGGAUUGGCGCGACUUCGUUCUCCCCGGCGGUGUCCGUCUAGCCAUGGGCUUUGAAGAUAAAGGGCCGUUUUUUGACAACGCGAUCAAUAGCCACGUGGCGCCGUUCUAUCUUGCAUUCAAAGACGAAGUGGCCCAACAGGUGGAACCGUUCGUCAGGGAGCUUUGCGGAUUCGAGGACCCGUGGUGUUUGCCUUGUUUGUUGUUGAGAUGCGCAGUUCCGGGAGCCGAGUCGUCGCCUGUGCAUUACGAUCAGAUCUUCCUCCGCACGGCACCGCCGACUAGUAUCACUGCUUGGGUGCCGAUCGGGGAUACUGAGAGAAAAGGAGGCGGAUUGAUCUAUCUGCACCGGUCGCAUGAUCUGGGAAAGCAGUAUGAGGAUGAUUUCACGCGUCUGAAUGCGAAUCUUACCGAUGCGCAAAAGAUUUCGGCAGUCAAUCAGAGUAUGAACAAGGGUGGGUGGCUUGAUCGGAACUCGUCACAGUUUGGAAAGAACUGGGGUCGGGAGUGGUUUGUGGGCGAGUAUGAGGCUGGUGAUAUCGUGUUUCAUACCCCAUACAUGAUCCAUGCUGGCGCCAUGAAUGAGUCGGAAAAGGGUCGGGUUCGAGUAUCAGCCGACCUUCGCUUUGUAGACAAACGCCAGCCGUUCGAUGAACGAUGGACAAUGGCAGCCUUCAGCGAGGAAGACCCCAAUCUGGCUCGCAAGAUUGAGAGACGUAAAUAG
Aspergillus affinis is the source of this 768-nucleotide messenger RNA. RefSeq lists its product as uncharacterized. The record is from RefSeq and is a predicted model, not a curated record. The transcript is spliced from 2 exons. NCBI's taxonomy places the organism in Eukaryota, Fungi, Ascomycota, Eurotiomycetes, Eurotiales, Aspergillaceae. The coding region runs from base 1 to 768 and encodes 255 amino acids.